Etheostoma cragini (Arkansas darter) is the source of this 2908-nucleotide messenger RNA. It is a transcript of the gene traf7, whose product is annotated as TNF receptor-associated factor 7. The record is from RefSeq and is a predicted model, not a curated record. Gene Ontology annotation, biological process: protein polyubiquitination; regulation of cell cycle; regulation of proteasomal protein catabolic process. Gene Ontology annotation, molecular function: protein binding; ubiquitin-like ligase-substrate adaptor activity; zinc ion binding. Gene Ontology annotation, cellular component: nucleus; nucleolus; cytoplasm. Lineage: Eukaryota; Metazoa; Chordata; Actinopteri; Perciformes; Percidae. The transcript has 22 exons. The coding region runs from base 328 to 2292 and encodes 654 amino acids.
CACACACUGUGGCAUUUGAACUGUGUGUAUGUGAGGCAGAGAGACAUAGAGAGAGAGAGAGAGAGAGAUAGAGAGGAAGAUUUAGGAAUUCGUCUGCAGACUUAGAGCUGCGCUGUUAUAGAAUAAUGGCCUAGCAGACCUGCCCACUGUGUGUGCUUUGGGUUAGGAGCAGUGGUAAGACACCUCACUACAACCCUUCUCCUCAGGAGCAGCAUCAGCAGCCAUCCCCAGAAGACCCCAACAACAGCAGCAACAGGUUGAACUCCACACUGUCUCCAUAGCAAUUUAUUGAUCCUUCCAACCCUCUUUUCUUCACUGCGGAGCAGGAUGGAGGCUUCAUUUGGCCCUACCUUUGCGUCCGUGGCUGCUGGAGCCAAAGCAGAAGGGUCCAGCACCUACAAGCAGCAUAGAAGAACCCCGUCCUCCUCCAGCACUCUGACCUACUCUCCCCGGGAUGACGAUGAUGGAAUGCCUCCUAUUGGUACUCCACGGAGGUCAGAUUCAGCCAUCUCAGUCCGAUCUCUCCAUUCGGAGUCCAACAUGUCUCUGCGCUCCACUUUCUCUCUGCAUGAAGAGGAGGAGGACACGGAGCCCCAGGUGUUUGCUGAACAACCGUCCGUUAAACUGUGCUGCCAGCUGUGCUGUAAUGUCUUUAAGGACCCGGUCAUCACCACAUGUGGGCACACCUUCUGCAGACGAUGUGCCUUGACUUCAGACAAGUGCCCAGUGGAUGCGGCUAAGCUGACGGUCGUGGUGAACAACAUCGCGGUAGCCGAGCAGAUCGGAGAGCUUUUCAUUCACUGUAAAUAUGGCUGCAGGGCCACGGCGAGCGCUGCAGGCGGGGCUGCAGCCGCCACAUCCACGGUGGCUGGGAAACCUGGAGCGUACGAGGUGGACCCACUGGGCUGCCCGUUCACCAUCAAACUGACCACACGCAAAGAACAUGAGGCCAGUUGUGACUACAGGCCAGUCCGCUGUCCCAACAACCCUUCCUGCCCCCCAUUGCUCACCAUGAACCUGGAGGCUCACCUAAAAGAAUGUGAGCACAUCAAGUGUCCACACUCCAAAUAUGGCUGCACAUUCAUCGGUAACCAGGACACGUAUGAAACACACCUGGAAGUGUGUAAAUUUGAGGGUCUGAAGGAGUUUUUGCAACAAACUGAUGACAGGUUCCAUGAGAUGCAGCUGACUCUGGCCCAGAAGGACCAAGAUAUUGCUUUCCUGCGCUCUAUGCUGGGAAAACUAUCAGAGAAGUUGGAUCAGCUAGAGAAGAACCUGGAGCUCAAAUUUGAUGUGUUGGAUGAGAACCAGAGUAAACUGAGCGAGGACCUGAUGGAAUUUCGUAGAGAUGCGUCCAUGCUUAACGAUGAGUUGUCCCACAUCAACGCCAGGCUCAACAUGGGAAUUCUGGGCUCAUACGACCCCCAGCAGAUCUUCAAGUGUAAGGGGACAUUUGUUGGCCACCAGGGUCCCGUUUGGUGUCUGUGUGUGUACUCCACUGGAGACCUACUCUUCUCUGGAUCCUCAGAUAAGACUAUCAAGGUAUGGGACACGUGUACCACCUACAAGUGUCAGAAAACCCUGGAGGGUCAUGAUGGCAUCGUACUAGCAUUGUGCAUUCAAGGAAACAGGCUGUACAGUGGCUCUGCUGACUGCACCAUCAUUGUGUGGGACAUCCAGACCCUGCAGAAAGUCAAUACAAUCCGUGCCCAUGACAACCCUGUAUGUACCCUGGUCUCCUCCCACAACAUGUUGUUCAGCGGCUCCCUCAAGGCCAUUAAGGUCUGGGACAUUGUGGGUACGGAGCUGAAGCUGAAGAAGGAGCUGACUGGUCUGAAUCACUGGGUUAGAGCACUGGUGGCUUCCCAGAACCACCUGUACAGCGGCUCAUAUCAGACCAUCAAGAUUUGGGACAUCCGCUCUCUGGAGUGUGUUCACGUCCUGCAGACCAGUGGGGGCAGCGUCUACUCCAUCGCCGUCACCAACCACCACAUCGUCUGUGGCACCUAUGAAAACCUCAUCCAUGUGUGGGACAUUGAGUCUAAAGAGCAGGUGCGGACCCUGACAGGACAUGUGGGGACAGUUUACGCUCUGGCUGUCAUCUCCACCCCUGACCAGACCAAAGUGUUCAGCGCCUCCUACGACCGCUCGCUCAGGGUGUGGAGCAUGGACAACAUGAUCUGUACCCAGACCCUGCUGAGACACCAGGGCAGCGUCACGGCUCUAGCCGUCUCCAGAGGGCGCCUCUUCUCCGGAGCUGUCGACAGCACCGUCAAGGUGUGGACGUGCUAAACCAACCGUUUGCUCUGCAGGAGUCUUUGUCAGUCAGAAGACAGACGAUAUGAACGGUAACCUUUCCACAUGAUUUUCCUCCUCCACACGUGUUUCUUUGACUGUGAUUUAACGGCCGCGGACCAGUAAUAACCACGAGCUUCACAAUCGAGCUGCAUCGGAAGCAUUUGAGACUACGUGUUGCUUUUAAAACUUCAAACAAACCCUCCAACGCCUUGACCAGAUCGUCCGGAUUGAGGGUCAACCCGCGGUCACGCUCCUUAGUGACCUCUUCACCAGUGCAUUACGGGGCAAAAUAAGACAAGCCGCCUUACGGUUGCACCGCACGGUGCCAGAAACUAGCAGAGACUGGCUGCUGCAGCCCUGUAAUCAGAGCAGUAGAGAGCGGUUUCACCCUGUGCUCCUCCCUGCAGACGCAGCGCCGUCCCUGGACGGAGGAUGCCUGAUGCAUACUGUUCACACAAGUUAAGUUAAGGGCUGGUUUCACAAACAUAGAGGGACACCGCACUCCUUCCAAAAGUUAUGUAUCCCACAAUACAUUACAACCAAAACAGGACAUUUAAAUUUGGACUAUGUUAUUUUCUGCAAACUAAGUAGUUUUAUGGUAAAAUGUAUG